Molecule: messenger RNA, 1622 nt
Organism: Bolinopsis microptera
Lineage: Eukaryota; Metazoa; Ctenophora; Tentaculata; Lobata; Bolinopsidae
Product: potassium voltage-gated channel subfamily A member 1-like
Exons: 9
Coding region: 18-1229 (403 amino acids)
Biological process (GO): potassium ion transmembrane transport; protein homooligomerization
Cellular component (GO): voltage-gated potassium channel complex; membrane
Molecular function (GO): voltage-gated potassium channel activity
Source: RefSeq, a predicted model, not a curated record
AGGGAAGGGUAUAAUUGAUGACGUACAUGGAUAGUGACCUAGAUACAGAGCCUCUCGUAAAGCCUCCCAACAAUGGCAUCGCUCACAGCUCCUCACAGAUUGUCAGACUAAAUGUUGGAGGGGGGAUCUACGAGGUGUAUCAAAGUACGCUGGAAAGAUACCCUGAAACGUUGCUUGGCAACAAAUGCGAACUAAAGAAAUACUACAACUCAGAAAAGAAUCACUACUUUCUAGAGAGGCAUAAAUUAAUCUUCUCGAGUAUUCUCUAUUUUUAUCAGAGUAACGGUCAGUUCUACAGACCAUCGUGUGUAUCAACAGACCAGUAUAACUUAGAACUUGAAUUCUUUGGUUUGGCCGCCCUCUACAAAGAAUAUGUAGCCUCCCUCGAAAUAGAACCUAAAUCAAAACCGAACGCUACCUACGAGAAUCCUACCACUCUCGUUCAGAAAUUGUGGAAUUUUUUCAAAGAUCCUAAAUAUUCUCAAGCAGCUAGAGUAUGGGCUAUUAUUGAUGUGUUUGCAAUAACGGUAGCUGUGAUACUGUUCAUCGUCGAGACGAUGCCAGACGUCAAGGUUGAGAUGAAAAAUCCCGACAAAAUUGUCAAAACUACAUUCUUUGUGGCUGAAACUAUUUGCGUGCUCUUCUUCAGUGUCGAGCUUAUUGGUAGACUGAUUUGUUGUCCUGACAAGGUAGCUUUUCUAAAGACUCUCAUGAAUUGGAUCGAUUUCAUCACCAUUAUUCCUUACUUCGUUCAGCUGAGUGCAGGGGAAGUCGAGUCAGCAGUCGGUGGUGAAACCAACACUUCUAGCAGCAGUAACACUGACGCCAUAGUGGUUCUCAGAGUUCUCAGAGUCGUUCGAGUCCUCAAACUUGCCAGACAUUCCAAGGGUAUUAUCAUUGUGACGAAGACAUUGACAUCGUCUGUUAACGAGCUAGCCUUGCUGCUUUUCUUCUGGUUUAUUGGAGUCAUCAUAUUUGGGAGCAUUAUGUACUACAUUGAAUACAGUUUUGACCAAGACAGCGCGUUCAGUUCCAUCCUUCAUAGCUCGUGGUGGGCUGUGGUUACAAUGAGUACAGUCGGCUACGGAGACAUGUAUCCUAAAUCUGCCUGGGGUAAGCUGAUAGCCUCGGUAUGUAUGAUGUUCAGCAUGAUAAUCAUAGCGUUGCCCGUAACGGUGAUUGUCAGCAAAUUUACGAGAGUGUAUGCAAAGUACAAGGACAAACUAUGAGGAUAAUGUUGGGAAAGAGGGUUCGAUACCAGGACGAAACAUGAGGCAGUGGACAUGAAGAUCCAAAAGCCAGAAAAACUGGACAUUCAAAUCGAUUGGAUUAGUUUUGAAAAGUGAACUGUAGUUUUUAUCUACCCGGAUACAUUGUUAAUGGCAUAAAUUCAUGAUAUAAAUUAACCAACAAUAAUACGUAAAUUUUGACAUUUUUUCCUUUUGCUACGUACUUACCGUUCAUGAAAUUUUCGAUAUAAAUGUUCAACGUUUUACAUGGUUUUGUUGGCUCUGGGGAAGCAUAUUUUGUAACCUAGUUCCGAAGUAAAAAAUGUUCUUUUGUUUAUUGAAAUAUGUUGCAUUCCGAAUGUAAAUAUUACAAAAGAAUCAUAAUAUCUCGCU